AUGUCAAAGCAGGAGAAAAUGGCUGGCUCUAGGCAGAAAAUGAACGCUGUCGAGGUCAAUGCUUGCUGGGUUGAAGCAAUUAAUAAGGAGAAUAAGAACAGAGUUUUGAAGGAAGACUUUUCCCUCAACCCUAAGAACCUCAUAGUUAUCAGUGAGAAACCAAACAAUAUGAAAUAUGAUUAUUCAAAGGGUCCAAAAGGUGAAGACUCUAAAGAAGAAACCAAAGAUGAUGAGCUUGAGGCGAAGCUAAAUACACUUUCAGCUGUUCCAAAAACAAAAUACCCAAUUCCAAUGACUUCUAGCCAAGAAAUUGGUUGGGAUCUUGGAGAAAUUGAUUACACGAAGCGUUGGAAUAACUCUAAGAAGUCUUGUAGCGAGACUAAAUAUGCAGCUGAUUAUGUGACAAUGACUAAGGCAUCUCCUUAUGCAAGAAAGGGGGCUCAAGAUGCUAAGAAGUAAUAU
Molecule: messenger RNA, 462 nt
Organism: Moneuplotes crassus
Lineage: Eukaryota; Ciliophora; Spirotrichea; Euplotida; Euplotidae
Source: the annotation of a GenBank genome assembly